Messenger RNA from Penaeus chinensis, 552 nucleotides. RefSeq lists its product as uncharacterized. Bases 1 to 552 code for a protein of 183 amino acids. The record is from RefSeq and is a predicted model, not a curated record. The transcript has 3 exons. NCBI's taxonomy places the organism in Eukaryota, Metazoa, Arthropoda, Malacostraca, Decapoda, Penaeidae.
AUGCGCCUGGAAGGAAAACAAAUUCAGCUAAGAAACACAAUUAAACUGGGAACAUGGAACGUCCUUUUCUCUGGAAAUGAAGAGGGAUACAGCCACGGAGUAGAAGUCAUUCUCUCCGAAGAAACAAAGAAAGCUCUUAUUGGCUAUAGCCCUAUAAAUGACAGAAUUCAAGCUAAAUCAAACAAUGUCUCUUUCAUCCAAUGCUAUGCGCCAACUACCGCAGCUAGUGAUGAAGAAACAGAGAACAUUUAUAACACUCUUCGGGAAAUUAUUGACACCAUCCCAAAUAGGGAUGUCAAACUAGUAAUGGGAGACUUUAAACGCCAAGUGGGCAAACAAGAUACUCCAAGAAAACCUGUAUCCAGAUUGAUUACAUCUUAUUUAGUGAAAAAAGGAGGAAGCAGCGUGAAAAAUGUAAGAACAAGGCCAGGUGCAGACUGCAACAGUGACCACCAACUUCUAACCGCAGAUGUCAAAUUCAAUCUCAAAAAAAUGGAAUCAACCUUCCCACCAGAUGAGACUUGCCUAUCAAACCUUAAACGCAGAAUAUGA